Messenger RNA from Cladophialophora yegresii CBS 114405, 216 nucleotides. RefSeq lists its product as uncharacterized. The record is from RefSeq and is a predicted model, not a curated record. The transcript has a single exon. The coding region runs from base 1 to 216 and encodes 71 amino acids. Lineage: Eukaryota; Fungi; Ascomycota; Eurotiomycetes; Chaetothyriales; Herpotrichiellaceae.
AUGCCCAAGAACGGGACCCAGUUCCCUCUGCAGGCCGUGGGUACCAGAAAACGGGGCGCGGCGGGAAUGGAGCGUGUGGACGAGGAAACCACGCCGGUCGAGUACGGGGUUGAAAGUCCGACGAUCCCGCCGCCCGUUGCGUUUGCGCCGAUAAGGAGAGGGAGCAUGAAUAGUGAGAGUACCACAGGAAGGGGCAGUAAGAGGCUUACUAUGUAA